Messenger RNA from Phyllotreta striolata, 1895 nucleotides. NCBI's taxonomy places the organism in Eukaryota, Metazoa, Arthropoda, Insecta, Coleoptera, Chrysomelidae. The record is from the annotation of a GenBank genome assembly.
AGUAGAACGUUCCCUUUUAAGUUGUGAUUAAUGGUGUAUCUGGUGUUGGCGUUGGCGACGAUGACGGCGCCCCGCGGGGCCCUCUCCGACGACCCCGAGGAGGAAUCCAACGAGGUGGCGGCGCCCCCGUCGAAGGUCAACCUCGACUCGAACCUGCGGCGCGCCCUGCUCAAAGCGCUCACCGAGCUGGAGAACGAGGAGGCCUCCAGGGAGGAUUCCGGCUCGAGCGACAUCGUGGAGAAGGCGUCGGCUUCAUCGGUGUCCAUUAUAUCGCACGAUGACGGCGUGACGGUAGCUCCGGAUUUCCCCACCACCACCACCUUUCAACCGGAGAAGGUCACGGUGGUGUUCCAGAGGAGCCAGAGCCACGAGCAACCCACCAUCACGACGCUGGAGAAGGAUUAUGGCGAUGAGGAAAGCAUCCAAACGAGCGCUACCAACAACUUCGGCAACCAACCGUUCGGUAAAGACAGCCAAUCGAGCAAAACCGAGAAACCGCCAAACCAAAACUCAAUUUUUAACGAAGAAAAAACCUUCACCAAAACCCAAAAACCCCUUCAAAUCGACGAAAGCGAAGCUAAAGUUGAAGACGUCCAGUUCUUCUCCGCUCCACUAGUAGCAGCUUUUACCGUACACCAAGACGAAGCGGGUCUACCGAAGAAAGUAGAACCGAUAUUCCGAACGCACAUACCCACCAAAUCCCAGGAGCAAAUCAUCAUCGAGAAAGAGCAGCAAAUCAAGCUGGCCAAGCAGCAGGAGCACGCCCAACUGGUGCAACAGCAACGCGAGAAAAUCCGCUUGGAGGAGCUGAAGCGCCACCAGGAGAAGUUGCAGCUGCAACAGAAGCACAAGGCCUUAGAGGAGGAGAUCUAUAGGUUGAAUUUGAGCCUGAGGCAACAGCAGCAGAUACUGCUGAAGCAACAGGAGGAGUUCAGGGCUCGCGCGAAUCCCUUCGUACCCCUCCAAUCGGUGCCUUUCAACAACCAACAGCAGAAUUUCAAGCCUAACGUCGCCUUUAAUCAGCCGGCUGACGCCGGGAAAUUGCCUGCUAACGGACAGUUUCUUCCUGUUAAAGGCCCGGUGGAUUUCAGAACGCCUUUUCCCAUUUCGAACAACAAUUUCAACGAACAAAUCCAAAGCAACAGAGUCUUCAGGCAGAACAUAGGCUUCGGCAAUUUCGGUUUCAACAACAACAACAACAACUUCAACAGGAACCCCAACAGCUUCUCCAUCCAGCCGUCCAUAACGCCGAAUGUGAACAACAAUUUCAGGAACCAGCUGCCGAUACAACAACCCAACAGGUUCUUCAGGUCCAACAACAACGCGGAGGCCUCGUUUUCUUCGUUCCUCCAGCCACCGAAUCCUCCGGUUCAAGCGCAGAACACAAGGUUCUUCAGAUCGAACGCGGAUCUGCCGGGGCAGAACUACCAGUUGAGCAAUUUGCUGUACAAUUCGGGCGCCUUUCGCGGCAAAUCCUCCGAAGAUUUGAACCUCAUCAGCAAAGUUUUGUCGCUACAUCACGACGGAGGGGCUGGAUUAUCGUUGAGACCCGAACUGAGGCAGCAGCAAUUCGCGAAUCGAUUUUAGAACGGGGGAAACCCCCGACGGGGAGUUUAUUUAUUUAUUGAUUAGUAGAGAGGUAUAGCGUGUGGUCGCGAUGAUAUUAGAUUGUUUGUGUAUUGGGAAGGAGUUUUUAAUAAUAUAUAAAUAGUUUAAGCUCGUCAUGACACGCCCUGUAUAGUCAUAAUUUAAGUUGUUCUGUCUCAGUGCCAAAAACAAUCUGGUAUUAGAUGUACAAAUAAUUGUUAAUCCCAGUAAAUUAGAAGGAAGGUCAUUUACCAUUUGUAGUGUUUACCUUUCUGUAAUUUAUAACAUCUUUUUCUUGUUUAUAUUUA